Molecule: messenger RNA, 183 nt
Organism: Lentinula edodes (shiitake mushroom)
Lineage: Eukaryota; Fungi; Basidiomycota; Agaricomycetes; Agaricales; Omphalotaceae
Exons: 1
Molecular function (GO): nucleic acid binding
Source: RefSeq, a predicted model, not a curated record
UCUUCCAGUAAGACCAUGAAAUGGUUCAGCAAACACUUCACCACCAUUCUUCCUUGGCCCGCCAACUCUCCUGACCUCUUCCCCAUCGAGAAUGCUUGGUAUGAAAUGCAGUGCCAUAUCUGCCUACAAAACCCAAAUCUUCUCAAUUCCAAUCAGUAUUUUGAUGCUAUCAAGGCUGAAUGA